AUGUGGAUCAGAGUGCCCAAGGACGCCUCCGUGUGCCUACGAUGUCGACUACAGAUCACCCGCUCUCUCCUCCAUCAAGCACCCCAUUGCCGGCGUCCAGACCGGCCGAGUCCUCGAACACAAAGCACAGCGGCUGCUGUAGUUGAAAAUAUUGGCGAGGAUACUGGCGAAGACGCUGGCGAAGACAUUGGCGAAAAUAUCGGCGGAGAUGUCAAAGAACCGCAAAGGAAGCACCGCACAUCCAAAAGGAGGAAGAACAAACUACGGCGGAUAUGGAAGCCACCACGAGUCGCUGAGCUGGGUGUUUCAGCCCUUGGGAAACCCGCCGAGGUACUUGUCCUGAAGGACAGAGAUCGACAUAUUCCUGCAGCUACAGACGAUGAAGCUGAGCGGUCUAAAGCAUCUCAACCACGAAUCUUAGAGGCCUUACAAGCAGAAAAUAUACCCUUGAGCUCAGAAAGUGUCAGACAAAGUCUAGACCAGAUCGCCGACCCGUACCGAAACCAAUCCAAGGCUCUGUCUGGAGAGCAGCGGGUGGAGUUGAAGAAGAAGCUCAUGGAUGGUUUCACCCAGGAACAGUUACGAUCAUAUUGCGAAAUAGACAAUCGACCAAAGCUAGUCACCAAUACUGACUCACAUGCAAGCAAUAGUAUAGGAAGACCAAAACCUACUGGAAACUCUACCCCCGAUGGAGAUCCUCUAAAAGAUGUGACCGCUGAGAAAGGGUUACCCAAGCUCGGGAAAGCAGGUCUGGUGGAUCAUAUCCUAAGGCACAAAUGGGCUUUCACGAGUCUCGCCGACGAGCAGACAGAACAGUAUGUGCCAUUGCCGACUCAGAAGCUUGAGUACGUUUUGAAACAUAGGCAAUCAUUGUUGAAGGAAGUAGAAGAACAAUUCAGUGUUACAAUCGAGGUUGUAGGAGGAAAUGGAAGAAUCAACAUCCAAGGAGGGUUGAAGCAGGUUACUGCUGCUCGAGACGCCUUAACGAGCUUCUGCAGAGAUAUCACCCAUUUGCGUGUCCGUUCUGCUUCGAAGGGCACAGAUCUGAAAAAGGUUGUGACAUCAUCUCUUCUAGAUCAUCUCACACGAACCUACAACGUCAUGAUUGCUUGGGCUUUCAAACAAGGUGAGGAUAUUAUAGGACACGAGGGCUCGCUCAGCAUCUGUUACCACAAAACGCAGGACCUCCAAAAUGCUUUGAAUGCAGAGCGCACCAUAUUACUUGCUGAACGCAAUUCUUUACCUGCGAUUAAAGAUGCAGAGCCUCAAGAGAAGGUUUCUAUGUGGGUCUGGGAAAAUUCCAGCCAAGCAGACCUCGUUCUGCAUCAUUCACCGGAGCAGUGGAAUCGAUUGGAUCAGAAAACAUGGAGCCGUUGGACUUUUCCUCAACUACCACUUGGGAGGGGUUACAUUGAUUCAGGAUCGGACCUCUCUGCAGGACACCAGAUGGUGAAGCAGUUGACCUCUAUCAAUAAGCAAAGCACCACCAUCUCUAAAACUCUGAAGGGCGUCCUUGAUGAAUUCUUCAUGGACAUGUCGUUGAAGAAAAAGUAUGGUAUAAGACGGCUCAUCGAUUCAAGUUACGUCAAGGAAGAGAUCUUCGCACAAAUUGGCAAAAUCUUGUUUCCGCAUGGGAAGAUGACUGUUGCCGAUGCCUUUCGUCCCCUAGGAAAAUUUACGAAAUGGAAAUUACUCAGGGCGAAGACUCUAAAUUCAACCUUGAUGUCCCCAGAUAUUCCCGGUUUGCCUAACUUUCUCGCGUCACUCGCACCUUUCGACGAGCCUGAAAGUGCCAUUGGUGGGUCGAAUGACCAGAAACACACACGCAAGUACCGCUUACGAUACGUUCCUUUGACAUCGCAACUGUUUCCCGGUCUCCAACUUCCUGCAAUUGAAAUAGACGUCCUCCGAAAGGGCAAGUCUGGGUCUGUUGUCACCGAUAGCAUCAUAGGUGCUUGGGCAGUGUUGGCGGAGCAGUCACAUAAGCUGUUACUUCCAGCAUUCACUGUCGAUCUAUUAUUUGGAAGGCGACUGAAGCGUAAACUAUCAAUCAUUCCCUCCGAAGACGAUAUUCGUCCUCACUCGACAGCCGGGUUGGAGGAAUUCGGCCAGCAGAUCAAAAAUUCGGAUUCGGAUAAGUUUUCGCCAUUCUUGAAGGUGGAUAUACGCAAGUACACCGUCAAAUACAGCCUACUGCAAGAUGAUGCUGGAAAUCACAAAGACCAGGUGAUACAACACGGCUCAGAUCAGCGGGAGAGUAUCAAAGGUCUGACCAAUGCUUUGGGUCCACUCCAAGAGCCUGCAGGGCUUGCCAGCGGAAAUCCCUCGUACACGACGACAAACGCGCCCAACAAUAUCGAUUACAUGCUGGAGAGCUGGAAUGUGGUUCACAGCACACCAUUCAGAAGUAAACGUCUCUGUCUGGAACAUCUUCGUCUCGAGGGCAUGAAUGCAGAUGAGGAUCAGCACAUAUUGCGUCUUUCCCGACAGCCUUUGCUUGCCAGCGACAUACGCCAACUGAACAUAACAUUGCUCCUUGAACGUGCGUUCAAGACCGCUGCUCUUUUGAGUGACCCACGUCUUCUUGAUCAGUCAAAUGAACCGGCGUAG
Molecule: messenger RNA, 2610 nt
Organism: Endocarpon pusillum Z07020
Lineage: Eukaryota; Fungi; Ascomycota; Eurotiomycetes; Verrucariales; Verrucariaceae
Exons: 1
Coding region: 1-2610 (869 amino acids)
Molecular function (GO): RNA binding
Source: RefSeq, a predicted model, not a curated record